GAGCGCGGCCGGCGGGCGCGCGGGAGGCAGGGCCGGGCCGAGCGAGCGCCGCGCGGCCACCAUGGCCACGGACGAGCUGGCCAGCAAGCUGAGCCGGCGGCUGCAGAUGGAGGGCGAGGCCGAGGGCGAGUCGGCCGACGCGGCGGAGGCGGCGGAGGCGGCCGAGGGGCCCGACGGGGCCGAGGGGGCCGAGGGGGCCGAGGCGCGGGGCGGCGCGGACGGGGAGCUGAGCGCCAAGCUGCUGCGCCGCGCCGACCUCAACCAGGGCAUCGGCGAGCCGCAGUCGCCCAGCCGCCGCGUCUUCAACCCCUACACCGAGUUCAAGGAGUUCUCCAGGAAGCAGAUCAAGGACAUGGAGAAGAUGUUCAAGCAGUAUGACGCCGGGCGGGACGGCUUCAUUGACCUCAUGGAACUGAAGCUCAUGAUGGAGAAACUCGGGGCCCCCCAGACCCACCUGGGCCUGAAGAACAUGAUCAAGGAGGUGGACGAGGACUUUGACAGCAAGCUCAGCUUCCGGGAGUUCCUCCUGAUCUUCCGCAAGGCCGCGGCCGGGGAGCUGCAGGAGGACAGCGGGCUGCACGUGCUGGCGCGCCUCUCCGAGAUCGACGUCUCCACCGAGGGAGUCAAGGGAGCCAAGAGCUUCUUCGAAGCCAAGGUGCAGGCCAUCAACGUGUCCAGCCGCUUUGAGGAGGAGAUCAAGGCGGAGCAGGAGGAAAGGAAGAAGCAGGCGGAGGAGAUGAAGCAGAGGAAGGCGGCCUUCCGGGAGCUGCAGUCCACCUUCAAGUAGGGAGGCCGGGCCUGCCCCGCCCCGCCCCGCCCCCACCCCGCCCGCCAUCGGCGGCUGAGCGAGGUCCUGGCCUCCCAUCUGCCAGGACCCGACCGCCACGGGGACCCUGAGUGGUGUGGAAUGGGGAGCUCUGCGAGGGGCCCUGUGAGCGGCCCGGGCCCUCGCCACCCCUCCCGAGCCGCCUCAGCCACAAGUGCAGGCCCUUCCCCCCCUCCCCCCUGCAGCUCACACCCCGCUGCCUGUCCCCGUCCAGCCCCGCGAUUUCUAUCCCCCCCGUCCUGUGUGCUCACCCCCCCCCCGCCCCUCCACCUGCCCUUAACCAGCAGGCCACCCUGCCUAAGACGGGGAGACAGGGGUGCCACCAGAGAGCAGGACCCAAGGGGCUGAUGGGAGAUGGGGGGGGUCCCCCAGGACCUUGGCCUCCAGCUCUGCCCCCUCUCCCAGGGAAAAGGAGCCGCCCCUGCCAGGCAGGGCGGGGGAGGGGGGCUGCCGUGCCAAUCUACCUCAUGGGCCCGCUCUGCGGGGCGGCCCUGGGGUCCUGGUGGGGGCGGCCGCUGGGGAGGGCAGGGUGGGGGAGAGAAGAACCCAGCUCUCGGCCUCCACUCCCCCCCCCCCCCCCCGCCCCGUGAGUCCGGGAAGUGCUUCGCCAGCGAGUCUCUUCACCCCCAGCCCCCUUCCGUGCCGUGUCCUGCCCCCCCCUCUCCAGGAAGCAUGGGACUCUGUGCCUGGCACCGGGUGGGGGGGGACGCCCCCGUGCUCGCUCGCGUGUGUCCGUGUUGCCCGUUGCUGUGUUGUGAAGCUGUGACACCCCCCCCCCCCCCCCGUGAGUGAGCGUCACGGGCCAGAGUCUCGCGACUUCCUGUGUGUGUCCUGACAGUGUCCCUGCCUGUGGAAUUGGGUAGCUCUUUAUUUGACUGCGCUGUCGCUAAGCCCCCGCCCUCCGCUGCUGGCCCCGGCCCCCCCCCCCAGCCCCCCGGCACCAGCAGAGGUUUUAUUUUUCUGGCGUAGAAGCUGACAGAGUGGGAGGGGCUGAGCCCAGCGCGGCAGCCUUUGGCUCCAUCGCAUCGGCCUUAGUAGAUGUGUUUAUACAGAUGAAUAUAAGAUUUCCUUUGGGCUUUUAUUAUUUCUUUUAUUUGCAUUUUCUUUCUUUCCUCCCUUCUCACCGCCCCCUGCCCCCUGCCCCCUAAACAAAGCUACUUCUUCAUUUGGUGGUACGAUUAUUUUUUUUAACUAAAAUAAGAUAAAAUUGUAUAUUCUUA
This is a messenger RNA of Perognathus longimembris pacificus (Pacific pocket mouse), 2046 nucleotides long. It is a transcript of the gene Efhd2, whose product is annotated as EF-hand domain family member D2. Lineage: Eukaryota; Metazoa; Chordata; Mammalia; Rodentia; Heteromyidae. The transcript has 4 exons. The record is from RefSeq and is a predicted model, not a curated record. The coding region runs from base 62 to 787 and encodes 241 amino acids. Gene Ontology annotation, molecular function: calcium ion binding.